UACAGCCUGGUCCGCGGAAGCAGCUGGGGGUUUCGACCAAGCUGGGCUCAGAAGCCAGUUGUUGGCGCUGUCCGUGGUGCUGAGGAAUUCCCGGCUGCCGGCAGGAUGAGCUCCGAAUCAGCAGUCUGCAAACUGCUCACAGCGAUGCCAAACCCCAGUUAAAGUUGCGCCUUUGCUUCACUUCCACAGUUAGAAUCUUCUGGUGUGUGAGGAGGGAUUCAGUCAACAUACUGUGGACGAUGCUGAUGCUUCUGCUGGUGGAGUGGGCUUUAAGCUUCAGUAUGCUGUUUCUGUUUGUGAUCCUCAGAGCCUAGCCAAGUCACCUCUACUGCCGUAGCAAACACUGUGUAAGUGAACUCAUGUGUGGAGGAGGCGUAAUCAGCCAGGAAAUUUCAUAGAAGGAUCUAAGAAAAUGCUAAAAAUAAGUUCAACAUGAUUCUGCUACCAGGGUCCGGAUUUCCACAGGACCAGCAUUGCUUCUUGCUUUGAAUUCUGAAGACAGGUCCAAAGCAUAUUUCUUAUGUGUGUCUGCUGUGUUUCUCUCUGGAAGGGUGGGAGACUGCUUCUUGGCUGUGUUUUGAAAUGGGAAAUAGAGAGGAUGGAUUGCCUUUAAUUCAUGCCUGAAAAUGCAUUCUUUGGGUGACUAAAGAGGACCGGCUUACCUAAGAGAUACCUGACCUUUAAGUUCAGAUUGGUCUGUGACCCCCCAGCACCACCGUUAACCUCAGAGUGACUAGCCCACCCCUCUUGCAUUCCCAUGGAAGGAGCUGAGUGUGUUUAAUAUUAGGAGAACAUCCAGAAGUCUGUGAGGAGGGGGAUGGCUCUUCAUAUUCAUGAAGCUUGCAUACUUCUAUUGGUCAUCCCUGGAUUGGUCACCUCUGCUGCCAUCAGUCACGAAGACUAUCCUGCUGAUGAAGGUGACCAGGCUUCCAGUAAUGACAAUCUGAUCUUUGAUGACUAUCGAGGGAAAGGGUGUGUGGAUGACAGCGGCUUUGUAUACAAGUUGGGAGAACGGUUUUUCCCGGGACAUUCCAACUGUCCGUGUGUCUGUGCCCUAGAUGGACCUGUCUGUGACCAGCCGGAAUGCCCUAAAAUUCAUCCGAAAUGUACAAAGGUGGAACACAAUGGAUGCUGUCCCGAAUGUAAAGAAGUGAAAAACUUUUGUGAAUAUCAUGGGAAAAAUUACAAAAUCUUGGAGGAAUUUAAGCCCUCUCCAUGUGAAUGGUGUCGCUGUGAGCCCAGCAAUGAAGUUCACUGUGUUGUAGCAGACUGCGCAGUUCCUGAGUGUGUCAACCCAAUCUAUGAACCAGAGCAAUGUUGUCCUGUCUGCAAAAAUGGUCCAAACUGCUUUGCAGGAACAACAAUAAUUCCAGCUGGCAUUGAAGUGAAAGUGGACGACUGUAACAUCUGUCACUGUCACAACGGGGACUGGUGGAAACCCGCUCAGUGUUCAAAGCGCGAAUGCCAAGGCAAGCAGACUGUGUAGGGUAGAUUCCCGACCAGUGACAAGUUCUAGGAGGGGAUGCUAUGGCUUCUACACUGCACACGUAUCGCGCUCAACAGAAUGAGCAAACCAACCCCUGCCAGCUACAACAGGGUCACCAGCAAAACCUUCUGGGGUUGACAAAAGUGAAUAUUUUACGAAGAGGAAAUCUCUCUCUCUUUCUCUUGCUAUAUAAAAUAUACAUAGCAUAUAGCUAUCUACGCCACUUUUGUAAUUGCCAAUGCUUGAUGGUAACUAGACAACCAAGCUUUCUUGGACAAGAAAGAAAGAAAACAGCCUUGGACAGGCUCCUUCCCAGGUGAUGCCUCUGACCUGCCGCCUCACAUCCCUUGAUUUACUCCAUCUUUCCUGUGAUGUGCACCCUGCAUUUCUCUCUUGUAUGUUUUCUACCUUUGGAAUCUAAAGGGGUCAGAUUGGACUACAUGGUAAAGUUUUGUGUUUUCAUGAGAAGUGUUUGAUAAAGAAACUUUGUGGGAAAAUAUCCUUCCAGAGAGGAAAGAUUGAAGAGUAUCCAAGUCUUGGCUCUCUUGGGGAUAGUUAUGUUUGUGGCUAAGAAAUAGAAAGGUAAACUGGGCCCUCUGAAGAUCAGGUAAGGAACAGGUAUUUUGUCCAAUAUGUUGGGGCUCACUGUUGAUUCUUACAGACCAUGCAUUUUACACAUAAAAUUUUGAAACUGCCUAUCAGAACCAAGUAGGUGAGUGAGAACACCAUGUGUUGACCCAAGAACCCACAGAGACAGGUAUUUAAAACUGUAGCAUUUAAUCAUUCACGAUGCCAGCCUUGAGUUUGGUUUAUACUUAAACACACAGCAAAGCCCACCUUGUCAUCGGGCGAUAUAAAUACCAGAACCAGGGUGAGUAGCCCCACUGUGAAUCAAUCUUUCUAAACAUUUCUGACUUUCAAGUACCAGUUUGGCUGAAAGCCAGUCCUAGCCACAGCAGUUUUUAUGGUUCAGGACUGUGUUUUACAUGUUACAGUAACAACCACUCAGCCCUAAAUCUAAAAUCCAGAUUCAGGACACUCUUUCCACCUUAAGUGCUGAUGUAAAUUAAAGAGUAGGGUAGAGUGAGUCUUGCACAAUACAAUUUCAUUAGUUGAACAUUUUUUAAUGUAUAUAUAAUAGAUACUAAACGAUUAAAGAGAACUUUUGAAGCGUCUCAAGAUUGCCCUGGUAAUGCUGCUAGUCUAAUAAUGGAAAAUAAUAAUAAUAAAAGAAAUACACAGGGUAUCUGAUGCCGCCUCUAGUCAAGUGCAAAAUUCCCAGCUCUGAGACCACAUGGCCUAGUUCACUCUCUGUCCUAAAAACCUUGGUGCAGAUUUGAUAAGGUCCUUAGGAAACUUCAAAGUUUUCUUCAUCUCCAGUUGUCUUUCUUUUUCCUGUUUUCUGCUCCCACCUGUAAUAUACACUUCAUGUGGCUUCUGUGAAGGACCACAUUACAUAGAAAGAUAUCUCAGUGUCAGUUUUUGAUAUUUGAGGCUAGAUUGGUAGGGGGUGUGCUGCCCGCUCUUAUGAUACUAAGAGACAUUCUUAGAUUUCAUCCACUAGGUAGCAGGAACACCCAACUAGUUAUAUCAACCAAAUGUCCCCAGACAUAGCCAAAAGUCAUCAACGGGUGUGGGUAGGGAACAAAAUGUCACCUGGCUAAGGAGCUGUGUCAUGCAGCUAUAUCAUGUGUGCCAUAUAAUGAUCUGGGCAGCUCCAACUGCUCACAUGGCUUUGUUGAGCCCUUGAGCCCUUUGGAUCAUGCACAAACAGCAUCAACCCCAAGGGCCAAUCUCCUCCCUGUCAAGUGAUGUUUCUAACACCCACUCUCCGGACACCAGUUUCUUUAGUCUCAUAAAUUAGUUUUCUCAUUCAAAAUUGUCAGCCUCUCCUUCCUGGAAGCACUGCCUGUCAUCAAGAAAGAGUUGUCAUUUCCAAAAUUAAUGUGCUGACGAGCCAGACCUGACACUUUUACACACACUGUGCUUGUGUUAUGAUACAAAUAACCAUCCUGGUGCCAUCCGAGGAAGAACAUCCAGCCGCCUUCCUUUAGAACACCAAUUUGCUGCGAGGUUGGUGCCUUUCAGUUCCCACUAUGGAUACAUCAUAGAGACAGCCAUGAAUCAUUCAUGAGCAAUUCUGCAUGAUUUAUGCCUACACUCAAAAGCAAAGGCACUCCAUACUUCAGUCCAUGUCUAGACAGAGUUGUACUAUACAGCUUUCUUUGCCCUGAGGUUGCCUAAUGCCAGUUCCAAAAACUCACAUUCUUGGAAAGAAAUAAUAAUAUUAACUAUUAUUAUAAUAAAUGACAGGAAUAAGGUUUAAAACUGAGAAAAAUAUCGCUACUAGAGAGAACCAUGUAGCCUAGACCCUUCUCUAUUAUUAAGGAGUUACUACGUCCUUGUUAGAGACAGGAUGUGCAGCUUGGAAGCGAAGAUACAGAGAUUUUGCAUCAAAGUCUGAGCCCACUGAUAUUCCCAGCAAGGAUUCGGUAGACGAGAGUAUGACAACCAUGAAGACUCUUCAGAGAGUUCGCAGCUGCCAGCAGAUCAAUGGUGGCCUCUGUGACAAACUUGAGAAGGGGAUUUUUAUCAUUGUUUGUGUCGGGUUUGGGCUUGGUUUCUUUUGUGUGUUUGUUAUGUUCUUUUGGUUGUUCAGUUUCACUACAGCAUGUUCUUUAUCACUCCCAAGCACCAAUGUUUUCCCACCUUUAGGAAGAGACAAAGCAGAAUUUCUGUGGCAGGAUUUCUCAUAAAUGGAUAAACAUUCAACAAUUUCCUACUACCAGGUCACUGAGAAAUUCUUUCCAAGCUCAGAACAUCAGAGUUCUUCUGGUCUAACCAUUUUGUUAUUGUUGUUUCUUUUUAAGGCUUUGAUUGCAGCCACAGUUACCUCUGUUACCAUUUCUCCUCUGCCUUUGGCUCUUGGCUUUAAAUUCAACUAUGUUUAAAUAAGGGAUCAGUAUCUGGUUUGUCAGCUAAAGCCUGUUAAACUGAUUCAGUUUCUAAAACCUUUGAAAAAUGGUGUGCCUGAAAACUAGUGAGAGAGAGAGAGACAAAAAAAUAAAAAAUAAAAAACAAAAACCACUAAAUACUAAACUGUACAAAAAGGGAUUCUAGCAACAAUAUUUGAUGUGUAAAAGAAUAUAUUAUUAAAAAAUUAUUUUGUUAAAUAUAAA
Mus caroli (Ryukyu mouse) is the source of this 4665-nucleotide messenger RNA. NCBI's taxonomy places the organism in Eukaryota, Metazoa, Chordata, Mammalia, Rodentia, Muridae. The record is from RefSeq and is a predicted model, not a curated record.